GAAGCCGACUGAAUUUAUGGCAAUAUAGUGAUUCUCACCAAGCCACCGACCCGAUAGCGGCUAUCACGACAUAUGUCGAGUAUGCCUAUCAUGCGUUAUCAGAAUCACGUAUUCAGUGGGGUGAGCACGCCAUCUCCACCCCUCCAUCACAUCAUGUUGCGCGACUGCCAGUCCGCAAUAGGGACUCGGCCGACUGACUAAACCACGCAAGAGAGAAAUGAAAAAUAACGGGAGUUGAUAGUGAAUGUUUAGGACGAUUGCCAAGUAGGCGGCGGGUGGUUGGCAUUGCUAGUGAUUUCAAGAUAAUGGAGUUGGUGGUAUCCUUGGACAGGCCGAAACGCAGAGAUGCGCUGGGAUAAGUAAUGGCGUGACACUUUUGUUAUCAGGGGUGAAUGAUAUAACUUGGAUGGUGGUAAUCAUGGCCCUUUUUGUUUUCAAUGUUCAUUGUUAAACACAAAUCAGCUCACCAAUCAAGAUGUCAGUUCAACCUCGCAAACGAUGGUGGCACAUUCAAUGGUACUCAGAUAUCGAUACCAACGAGGAGAAGAAAUUGAUCUUGAAGCUUGAUCUGCUCUUCGUUCCUUAUGCCGUAUUGUCGUACUGGGUCAAGUACAUAGACCAAUCAAAUCUAAACAAUGCCUAUGUGGCCGGGCUCAAAGAAGACUUGGGCUUUGUGGGAAAUGAGUUGGUGCAACUGCAGACAUUUUAUAUAGUAGGUGCGGUGGUAGGACAGCUUCCGUUCUUGUGGCUGUUCACCCAUGUUCCGAUGCAUUGGCUUAUUCCGUUGAUGGAUGUCGCUUGGGGCAUUUUUACCCUGCUUCAAUAUCGCGUGACUUCGUUCGCAGAGCUUGCUGCAUACAGGUUCUUGGUAGGAUGGUUUGAGGCGGCUUUCUUCCCCGCGAUCCACUACGUCUUUGGAUCCUGGUAUCGAGGUGAUGAGAUCGCUCGCCGGGGUGGUGUCUUCUACGUUGGCCUGUCUUUGGGAACGUUGACUGCCGGUCUCAUCCAGGCAGGGGCAUCUGCACGCCUGGAUGGUGUCAAUGGCCUUGCUGGAUGGAGGUGGAUGUAUAUUAUCUGCGCCAUCGUCACUAUCCCUAUAGGAGUACUUGGUUACUUUUUGAUCCCAGGAACCCCCCAGCACCCCAAUCGAUGGGUGCUCAAACAGCACGAUAUUGAUCUGAGUAUAGAGCGACUGAAGAAGGCCGGCCACAUAGCUCGCGGGAAAGUAACACUGAGCACUGUCAAGAAAGUCUUACUGAAUCCGCACUUCUGGGCAAUCAUCGUCGUAGAUGUUUUGUUCUGGAAUGCAGGCACCCAUACGUCCGCUGGUACAUUUCUCUUGUGGAUCAAGAGCCUUGGUCGAUAUUCUUCAGCUCAUGUUAACGAGCUGGGCACGAUCGCCCCAGCACUCGGCAUAUUCUACACGCUCUUCGUUUGCUUCUCUUCUGACCUCCUCAUUGGUCCAGCCUGGGCCAUAACGCUGGCGACGACCUGGAACGCUCUGGGCCUCCUGAUUCUAGUGAUUUGGAAUGUGCCUGAAGCCGCGAAAUGGUUUGCCUUUUCAACCAUAUACGCGUCGGUGGCCAUGUCCAGCGUGAUUCAUGGCUGGGUCAAUUCGCAGUUACGAGGAUCGCCGGCCGAGCGGUCCUUCACACUCGUGCUUAUGAACGCAAUCUCUCAAUCUACCACUGCUUGGACGCCUCUGUUGGUCUUCCCGACUGUGGAGGCACCGAGGUACACUAAGGGAUUUACAUUUUGUUUCGCGUGCGCUGUGCUUCUCAUUGGUGCUACACAUGGCCUCAAGGCUUACGUCAAGCGUAAGGAGAAGAAAUCUCAGGACUCUGCGUCGGACAUAUCCGAAGAACCCCCAGUAAUUGGUGAUGAUAACAGCAAGAGCGCUAUUCAUACCCGACAGUCGGCUGCCGCCAGCUACUAG
Messenger RNA from Truncatella angustata, 1936 nucleotides. Its product is annotated as major facilitator superfamily domain-containing protein. The transcript has 5 exons. Gene Ontology annotation, cellular component: membrane. Gene Ontology annotation, molecular function: transmembrane transporter activity. Gene Ontology annotation, biological process: transmembrane transport. The record is from RefSeq and is a predicted model, not a curated record. Bases 476 to 1936 code for a protein of 486 amino acids. NCBI's taxonomy places the organism in Eukaryota, Fungi, Ascomycota, Sordariomycetes, Amphisphaeriales, Sporocadaceae.